This is a messenger RNA of Closterium sp. NIES-65, 1158 nucleotides long. The record is from the annotation of a GenBank genome assembly. Lineage: Eukaryota; Viridiplantae; Streptophyta; Zygnematophyceae; Desmidiales; Closteriaceae.
AUGGCCACCCCCAGUGUCCUGUCUUUUGACGCUGAGGGUCGCGCCAUUGACUUUCCAGUCUGGAUUGAGGACCUGCAGCUGUACUUACUGUGCGAUGCGAUCGAUGAGGUUUCUCUCUUUGACUUUGUCUCUGGAGCUGUCCCUGCCCCUCCUGCUGAUGCUGACCCUGCUGUUCGCUCCAAGUGGGCCACACGCGAUGCUGCUUCACGUCUUGCUGUGCGUCGCCACCUCCCUUCCUCCGAGCGUGCCCACUUUAGUCAGUGCAAGACCGCUCAGGCCUUGUACGACGCUGUAGUUGCACGCUACUCCUCCCCUUCCUCCGCUACGCUGAGCCGCCUCAUGCUACCGUUUCUCUUCCCUGACCUCGCUGCCUUUCCCACUGUCGCUGACCUCGUUACCCACCUCCGCGCUAGUGACGCUCGCUACCGCGCUGCCCUUCCUGCUGAGUUCCGCGCCGCAAACCCUCCUCCCAUGUACAUCACUCUCUACUUUCUCGUCACCCGUCUCCCUGAGUCCCUUCGUGUCGUUAGGGACCAGUUUCUCUCUGUCUGUCCCACCACCCUCACUGUCGACCUCCUUGAGGAGUCCCUGCUAGCGGCUGAGAAGAGCAUCGUCGCUGUAGGGGCCUCUCGGGGUGACCCUCGCACCCCCAUCUUUGAGGGGUGUUCUCCUUCCCCCCUGCUGCCCUCUGUCGCUUCUGCCGCUGCGGCCGACCUCGCUGGUUUUGAGUCGGUCGGUGCGGCGUCUGCCCCCAGCGGUAGACGCCGCUCUGGCAAGGGCAAGGGGGGCAAGGGAGCGGGUGGAGCUAGAGGGGGCAGUGGCGGAGGAGGUGGGGGUGGCGGAGGGAGUGGGGGUGGUGGUGGAGGUGGUGGCGGGAGUGGAGGUACUGGUGGAGGCGGUGGAGGCGGAGGUGGCGGCGGAGGCGGUAGCGGAGGAGGCGGGGGCGAGGGUACCGGUGGGGGCGGUGGCGGUGGAGACGGGGGUGGCGGUGGAGGCGGGAGUGGCGGUGGCGGCGGGGGUCGGAGUGGCUCGUCCCAGCGGAGCAGCUUUGGGGGUGGCCAGCGCCAGCAGCAGCAGCAGCAGCAGCAGCAGCAGCAGCAGCAGCAGCAGCGCUCUCGCACCAUCCCCGCCCCUCAGCAGCUCCGUGAGUGGUGCUAG